This is a messenger RNA of Bombus huntii, 1369 nucleotides long. RefSeq lists its product as uncharacterized. Lineage: Eukaryota; Metazoa; Arthropoda; Insecta; Hymenoptera; Apidae. Bases 1 to 903 code for a protein of 300 amino acids. The transcript has 2 exons. The record is from RefSeq and is a predicted model, not a curated record.
AUGGAAACAGAAACAAGUAAAGUAUCUUCGGAAGAUGAUAACAAGAUACAGAAUUCUCGACCAGAAACGCCUACCAGAUAUCACCUACCUGUAUCUUCAAAUAUUGGAACGAGAAAAAAAGCUUCCCUAGAAAUCUAUAUUCAAAAUAGUAAUUCUAAGAAAUCAGUAAACGAAACUUUCAAUAAGCAAGAGAAUAAUUUUAAAAUAAAUGAACAAUCAAAUAAAAAAUAUUAUAAAGAAGGUUAUGUACACUGCAGUUCAAGAAAUGACAUCGAAGUCUGUAACCAUGAAAGAAAAAAAUUUUAUGAUUCUUCUUCGUUCGAUCCUAAUCGAUAUCGGGUCGAGUUACAAAAUCGAACAGAUACUACAAAUUCCUAUUUUUUAGAAAACGACCAAGACGAUCACAAAAAAAAUGCGUUAGAGAAAAUAUUUAUACAUUCAGAGAGGGAAGAGAGAAGUUUAGACAGAAAUACUUUCAGAGAAAGACUCAGUAGAAGUAAGUCGCUCAAAAAUUUCUUUGUGUCCAUGAUAAAGUGGAAAAAGUCUAAAACUAAGGAGAGACCUCGACGCUUUAUGUCUUGUGAUCAUUUAUUGGAGGACACAAAAAUAAUUGGUUGUAAAAAUGAUAAAAUAUUACAAAGAACUUCUUCAUAUCAAGCAAUCGUUUUCCAUCAAGAAAAUUUUGAGCAGGUCAAACGUAACGCGACAAUUCAUCCUAUUUAUAGAGGGAAGAGAAAUCAACAGCUUUUGGAAGUACUUGCAAAAAAAAAUGAAGAUCGUAGACGUCUUUUGAUACAUGGAAGCAUGGAAAAUCUUGUAAAACCCUCUGCAAUCAAGGACAUAGUAAAACAUCUCGAAAAUAGUAAAACGUCACAGCUUCCGCAAGAAUCGCGAAAAUAUUAAUGACUAUUCCAAUGAAAGAAAACAUUGACUGCAAAGGAAGAUGAUGAUAUACUUAUUCAGUUUCAUAACUUGUGACAAAUAUUACUUCUUUGUAUGAUAAUAAAAACCAAAUGCCUUUUUAGGAUGUUGACCCACACAUGACAUUGUGAAAAACUAGUAAAUUUAAUUUACUAAUAUUGAAUGUUUAAUUUCAUCGUAUAUAUUUAAUAUUUUAAUUAAAUAAAUAAUAUCUUCAAUAAUUUUUUGUAUAUGCGGCCGCUGUUUAGUUUUAAUAUCAAAAAUAUGCGUAAGAAAUGGAUAUAUUUAUGGUAGAUUUGAAUUAAGUUUGAAUUAAAUUUGAUUUAAAUUCGAGUUCAGAAUAGGCAGAAAAAUGUUAAUGACCAAGUUUGAAGUAGACUAUUUUGAAUUAAAUAACAUACAUUCUAUUCAACUUUAUAAAACCUAAGCAAUGUAAAAAGAUUUUAAA